Molecule: messenger RNA, 3366 nt
Organism: Striga hermonthica
Lineage: Eukaryota; Viridiplantae; Streptophyta; Magnoliopsida; Lamiales; Orobanchaceae
Source: the annotation of a GenBank genome assembly
AUGGAGGAGACUAAAAGCAAAUCUAGGAAGGAGGGAUCUGAGAAGGAGCGCAGUAGGGAAAAGGAGAGGAAUGGGGACAGGCAUAGAGACAGGGACCGGGAUGGUCGCCAUGAUAGAGAGAAGAGUGUUGAUGACAAGUACCGGGAGAAAGGAAAGCACAAGAGUAAACGACGUGAGAAGGAACAAGACCAUGAAAAAACCAGGAGCCGUGAUGAUGAAAGGGUUCGAGACAAGUUGAAAAGUAAAGAAAAAGAGAGGGAAGAGAGAGAGUUGGAUAAGGAUAGGGACCGGGAGAAGGGAAGGGACAGGGAGAAGGAGAAGGAGAAGGAGAAGGAGAGGGCAAGGGAUAGGGAUAGAGCGCGGGAGAAAGAAAGGGAGAGGGAGAAAGAAAGGGAGAGGGAGAAAGAGAGGGAAAGAGAGAAGGAGAGGGAGAGGGACAGAUACGAGAGGGAAAAGGAGCGAGAGAGGGAAAGGGAGAGAAGGGAGAGGGAAAGAGAAAAAGAGAGGGAAAGGAAAGAGAGGGAAAAAAUGCGGGAGAAGGAAAAAAGUCGAGCUAGGUCAUACAGUAGUGAUGAAGAUGUUAGGGAGCACGAGAAAAAAAGGCGCAGGAGAGAGGAAGAUCAUCAGCACAGGGACAUUGAACAUAGAAACAAGACGAGCCGGCACAAGGAUGGUGGUCAAGAGAGUUCCCUAAAAAAGAGUGAUGGUGACUUGGAGACCAAGAAAGAAGAGUCACGAGAAGAGGACUUCGCUGAAGAGCAGAGGAGACUGGCUGAGGAUAUGGAAAAGCGGAGAAGGAGAGUUCAAGAGUGGCAAGAGUUAAGAAGGAAGAAAGAGGAAUCUGAGAAAGAAAAACUCGGGGUGUCAACAACUCAUGAACCUGAGUCCGGGAAGGCAUGGACCCUUGAAGGUGAAUCUGAUGAUGAAGAAUCUGGCGAUCAGGGAAAAUCAGCAAUGGAUAUGGAUGAGGAUGAUGGGGCAGUGAAGCCCAUUGGUGAGGAUGGAAAUGACAUGUCCACUGAUCGUGAGAACGAGGCUGUUCCUGCUGUACAAAAUGGCGUUGACCAUGCUGAUGAAGAUGAUGAAAUUGAUCCGCUUGAUGCAUUUAUGAAUUCUAUGGUGUUGCCUGAAGUUGAGAAGCUAAACAGUAGCAUGGUGUCUGCUGCGAAUGAUACGGGUCCUGAUUUGGUUAAACCGAGGUUGGAACCCUCUAGAAAAGGGAAGAACAUAUCCACUGGAAGAAUUAUUCCUGGAGAAGAUUCUGAUUCAGAUUAUGGCGAUAUUGAGAAUGACGAAGAUCCUUUGGAGGAUGAAGAUGAUGAAGAAUUCAUGAAACGGGUGAAGAAAACCAAAGUUGAGAAGCUUUCAAUUGUUGACCAUUCCAAAAUUGAAUACCCUCCUUUCCGGAAGAAUUUUUAUAUUGAGUCGAAAGAAAUUUCCAGGAUGACCUCUGAGGAAGUGGCUUCAUUCCGUAAACAACUGGAAUUGAAGAUACAUGGAAAGGAUAUCCCGAAGCCAGUCAAAACAUGGCAUCAGACUGGGUUGUCAAGUAAGGUUUUAGAUACUAUUAAGAAGUUGAAUUAUGAAAAGCCAAUGCCCAUUCAAGCUCAGGCCUUGCCGAUAAUCAUGAGCGGUCGAGACUGUAUUGGUAUUGCAAAAACUGGUUCUGGUAAAACUCUUGCUUUUGUUCUGCCUAUGUUGAGGCAUAUUAAGGACCAACCUCCAUUGAUGUCGGGGGAUGGCCCUAUAGGGCUUAUUAUGGCACCCACGAGAGAACUUGUUCAGCAAAUUUACAGCGACAUCAAGAAGUUCGCGAAGGCUAUGGGUGUUAGCUGUGUGCCUGUGUAUGGAGGUUCUGGGGUCGCUCAGCAGAUAAGUGACUUGAAACGAGGGACUGAGAUUGUGGUAUGUACGCCAGGUAGAAUGAUUGAUAUUUUGUGUACAAGUGGUGGAAAGAUCACGAAUCUCCGCCGUGUCACUUACUUGGUCAUGGACGAAGCCGAUCGUAUGUUUGAUAUGGGUUUUGAACCUCAGAUUACGAGGAUCGUGCAGAACACACGACCAGAUCGCCAGACAGUGCUAUUUUCCGCCACUUUCCCUCGUCAAGUUGAAAUUUUGGCUCGUAAAGUUUUGAAUAAACCAGUUGAGAUACAGGUAGGAGGGAGGAGUGUUGUGAACAAGGACAUAACCCAACUGGUUGAGGUGAGGCCAGAAAGUGACAGGUUCCUCAGACUGUUAGAAUUGCUCGGAGAAUGGUACGAAAAGGGGAAAAUACUUAUCUUUGUCCAGUCACAAGAAAAAUGUGACUCAUUAUUCAAAGACUUAAUUAGGUCCGGAUACCCGUGCCUUUCUCUCCAUGGCGCAAAGGACCAAACGGACCGCGAAUCCACAAUAGCUGACUUCAAGAGCAAUGUGUGCAAUGUACUGAUUGCCACAAGUAUUGCAGCUAGAGGUUUAGAUGUGAAAGAGCUGGAGUUGGUCAUAAACUUCGACGUCCCCAACCACUAUGAGGAUUACGUCCAUCGUGUUGGUAGAACAGGCCGGGCUGGAAGAAAAGGAUGUGCUAUCACAUUUGUAUCUGAGGAGGACGCGCGAUACGCACCCGAUCUUGUGAAAGCCUUGGAAUUAUCCGAACAAACUGUACCGGAUGACCUUAAAGCCCUUGCUGAUGGAUUUAUGGCCAAAGUCAAUCAGGGGCUUGAGCAGGCCCACGGGACUGGUUACGGUGGCAGUGGUUUUAAAUUCAAUGAAGAGGAGGAUGAGGUGAGGAAGGCCGCGAAGAAAGCUCAGGCGAAAGAGUACGGGUUUGAGGAAGAUAAGUCGGACUCGGAAGACGAAGAUGAUGGGAUCAGAAAAGCCGGUGGUGAUAUUCCUCAUCAUGCUGCUUUGGCGCAAGCAGCUGCUUUAGCUGCCUCUAAAGUGGGCCCAGUCUCGACUCCAAUCUCAGCUGCUCAGCUUAUAACGAAUGGAUUGCCUGUUAUUGGUUCGGCUACCAUGGCGGCGGCCGUCAUGAAUUUGCAGCAUAACUUGGCGAAGAUUCAUGCGGAUGCAAUGCCUGAGCAUUAUGAAGCUGAACUGGAGAUAAAUGAUUUUCCGCAGAACGCCAGGUGGAAGGUCACACACAAGGAGACACUGGGCCCCAUAUCCGAGUGGACCGGGGCAGCCAUCACGACCAGAGGUCAGUAUUACCCUCCCGGCAAGAAUGUGGGGCCAGGAGAGAGGAAGCUGUACUUGUUCAUUGAGGGCCCGACUGAGCAGUCUGUCAAGAGGGCAAAAACGGAGCUCAAACGUGUGCUGGAGGACAUCACAAAUCAAGUGUCUUCACUUCCGGGAUCGGCUCAGCCAGGCCGGUAUUCGGUUGUCUAA